Cladophialophora carrionii CBS 160.54 is the source of this 1425-nucleotide messenger RNA. RefSeq lists its product as uncharacterized. The record is from RefSeq and is a predicted model, not a curated record. Gene Ontology annotation, cellular component: protein farnesyltransferase complex. Bases 1 to 1425 code for a protein of 474 amino acids. Gene Ontology annotation, biological process: protein farnesylation. Gene Ontology annotation, molecular function: protein farnesyltransferase activity. NCBI's taxonomy places the organism in Eukaryota, Fungi, Ascomycota, Eurotiomycetes, Chaetothyriales, Herpotrichiellaceae. The transcript has 3 exons.
AUGGCAGCCUCAGACGAGGCGGAAUUUCAGAUACCGUUUUACUAUCGCUGUGAACCGCCAGUACUAGACGCCCUGGAGACAGAGACAUCCACUGUACAAGACAAAACCGUCAAAGAAUGCAUGCCGCUUCUGAAUGAGGCGGAUGAUGCAAACCGAAGCCUCCUUGACUUCAACGAGUUCGGGCUGCCUCACUUGGAAAGAGAGAAACAUAUUGAGUUUCUCCAUGAGAACCUGGGUGAAUUUCCGGCACCCUUCGUCGGCAUCGACGCCAGUCGUCCUUGGAUGGUCUAUUGGGCAUUACUAGGUCUCUAUCUGCUCGGCGAAGAUAUCUCAGUGUUCAGGUCAAGGGUUGUGAAGACGGUUUAUUCCAUGCAGCAUCCCGACGGUGGCAUAGGAGGCGGCUUUGGACAAUAUGCACACUUGGCCGGGACCUAUGCGGCGCUGCUCAGUCUUGCGCUGGUCGGUGGAGAAGAAGCAUAUGGACUUAUUGAUCGUGAAAAGAUGUGGCACUGGCUUGGUCGUCUCAAGCAGGCAGAUGGAGGUUUCCAGGUGUCCGAGGGCGCUGAAGAAGACACUCGAGGAGCUCUUUGUGGCUUGCUCGCUAUCUCCUUGCUCAAUCUCCCUCUAUCGCUCCCGCCGGAUUCUCCAGCCCGAGCUGCGGGACUGGAGACGUUCAUGGAUGGACUCGGCGAGUAUCUCUCACGUUGCCAGACCUUUGAAGGCGGAAUUGCAGCAUCACCAGGAGGCGAGGCGCACGGUUCUUAUGCGUUUUGUGCCCUCGCGUGUUUGUGCCUGUACGGCCCGCCGGACAAAACCAUCAACAAGUUCUUAGAUGUCGACGCACUGAUAUGGUGGCUGUCGUCGCGGCAAUAUGCGCCGGAAGGUGGACUUGCUGGUCGAACAAACAAGCUGGUGGACGGCUGCUACAGCCAUUGGCUUGGAUCGAGCUGGCCACUGAUACAAGCAGCAGUAAGCGGGCCUCGCAAUUCGGCCGGAAGCAAAAGUCUUGGUGUGGGUGAGAAUCUUUACAGCAGCGAAGGUCUCGCAAGAUACAUUCUUUGCUGUUGCCAGGCUGAGGAGGGUGGGCUCCGAGACAAGCCAUCAAAGCGGCCUGAUUCUUACCAUACGUGUUACACUCUUUGUGGACUCAGCACAGUUGAGCAUUCCCACACUUACGCUCUCGCUGACGAAGACGACGACCCGUUUAGCUCAGCAUUCUCCUGGGAGGUGUCCAAAGCCCAAAUUCGCAGCGAGCAGAACGGUGACAAGCUCUUCGAUACUGGCGCCCGCGUAAACAAGAUCCACCCGGUCUAUACCAUCCCACACGACGCUGCCCUGGCCAUCAGGCAGUGGUUCUUAUCGAGACCUCUGAACGUCGAGGCUGUACGGCAAUUACCCCACAGACCGGGCCGUGAUGGAGGAUAG